Messenger RNA from Clonostachys rhizophaga, 1188 nucleotides. Lineage: Eukaryota; Fungi; Ascomycota; Sordariomycetes; Hypocreales; Bionectriaceae. The record is from the annotation of a GenBank genome assembly.
AUGAGUUUCUCAGGCAUUAUGAGCCGCCUGCAGGGGCAACCGGAAAGCUACGACAAGAAGGCUAAAUACAAAUUCGGCCGAACCCUUGGUGCUGGCACUUACGGCGUGGUGCGCGAGGCUGAGGGCCCGACUGGCAAGGUCGCCGUCAAGAUCAUCUUGAAGAAGAAUGUAAAGGGCAACGAGAGGAUGGUCUAUGACGAGCUUCAGAUGCUCCAGAGAUUGAAGCACCCGCAUAUUGUCAAGUUUGUCGAUUGGUUUGAGUCUAGGGACAAGUUCUAUAUUGUUACCGAGCUCGCCACCGGCGGAGAGCUCUUCGAGAGAAUUUGCGAACAAGGGAAGUUUACCGAAAAGGAUGCUUCCCAAACGAUUAAGCAGGUCCUUCACGCCGUCGACUACCUCCACAAGAACGAGGUUGUCCACAGAGAUCUCAAGCCCGAGAAUCUGCUCUACGUGACUCGAGACCCCGAUUCUGAAGUCGUCCUGGCCGAUUUUGGUAUCGCUAAGACGCUGGACAAAAAGGAGGAAUCUCUCCAAACAAUGGCUGGAUCAUUUGGAUAUGCUGCCCCCGAGAUCAUGGACCGCAAGGGCCACGGAAAACCUGCGGACAUGUGGUCCAUGGGCGUCAUCACUUAUACCCUUCUCUGCGGCUACUCUCCUUUCCGAAGUGAGAACCUCCGAGACUUGCUCGAGGAGUGUACCACUGGCUCGGUUGUAUUCCACGAGAGAUACUGGAAGGACGUCAGCAAUGAUGCCAAAGAUUUCAUCAUGCAUCUUAUCCUCCCCGAUCCAGACAAACGCUGGACCAGUGAGGAAGCCUUGGGUCACAUUUGGCUCAGCGGCAAGACCGCUACCGACCACGACUUGCUGCCCGAGAUCCGCCGUGCUCGUGAAGCACGUGCGAAGCUCAAGCACGCCAUUUUGGCAGUUAGUCUGAAGAAGAGAAUCGCGGCUCUCAAGGCAGAUGAGUCUGACUCAGAUGAGAUGGGUGAUGCUGAGGAGAGUAUUCCUUCUGUUGGUGGUGAGAAGAAGCUGAAUGUGCUCAGAGAGAAGGUCAAGGAUGGCGCCGUGUUCCGCGAGGUGGUUCUGGGCGCAGUUCGAGACAAGAGAGCAAAGGAAGAGGCAGCCGCAGCCGAGGAGCAAGAGCUGGAGGAGGCAAGGAAACGCAGCCAGAGCCAGAGCCAUCAGUGA